UCUGACCUGACACAUUGAGAUUGACUCAUAUGACCACACAUGCAACACAUACAGUACAAAGGUACAUAUGUCGUGAAACACGAUGUGCUUCCUGUGAAUUGAUAAUGUGACGAGACCCAAGUAAAAAUGGAAUCAGGGACGAAAUGGAUCCUCUGUUUUGCCGUUGUCAGCAAUAUCGCCAUGAUAUUUGCCAACGCCUUGAUGACAGUUCUCGGCCCAUCUCAACCCUUUCUAGCGCAACAGCUCGAUGUUGAAAUCGAUACCAUCUCAUCCAUGUGGACAAUCAGCUUCAUGAGUGCCAUAAUUGGAUCCUUGAUGGCCUCAUUCACGUUCAAACCAUACAUCAUUAACCCAUUGUGGAAAAUGGUCAUAUUUGGUUGCGGAUCAGCCUUGAGUGGCCUUUGUACCAUAUGCGUGCCUUACUCGCCAUCCUUUGGACACUUAUCCAUACUUUUGGUUCUCAAUAAUAUCAUAUCCGGCUAUUGGAUGACGGGAAAUGGAGGCAUGUUUGUCUAUACUUUGGGUCCAAAGAAAAGUCGAUCCUUGGUGAUGCUACACCAUUUUACCGUUUCAUUGGGAUUCUUACUGGGUCCCAUGCUUAUGGGUCACUAUUUCACGGAUUCAUUACCUUCCAAUGACACUAUUUGCUCAAGCAAUAUGACUCUCGCCAUUGAGGCACCUCCCAAAGUCUCCUUGAACUUGAACCAAGUUCCCCACGAGCCACCUCACCAUGUUCCUUCAAGGCUAUCCCAUCAACCCUUUUGGAUUUUGGGGAUCUUACAAGUGGCAUCCAGUCUCUUGUAUUUCGGGAUGACCUUCGUUCCGUACCAAAUGCCAGUUCAAGAGGAAUUGAAAGUUGUUCAACAAGCCAAAAACCUGAAGGAAGCUUUUACAGAGGAUUUGAGGUCCCUCAUCCCUUUGAUGCUUUUCUUCGCCUUGUCGUGUGGCAGUGAAAGAAUAUUCCAAUCCAUGCAGUUUUCAUUUGGCCUGUGCGGCCCACUGCAAUUAUCCCCGCCAGAAGCCGUCAUCACGGACAAGUCAUAUAAUGGCGGGUUUAUGUUGGGAAGAUUCAUCGGUAUGUUUGUGGCACAUGUCGGAUCCCCUAAGUUGAUGUUGAAGAUAUCUUUGGCCAUAUGUUUUCCGGCCUCUCUGUUUACAUCCAUAUUUGCCGCCAAAUCUCAAUUGUUGUUUGUUUCAUGUGCGGGAGUUUAUGGCUUUGCUAUUUCUUGGCAAUUUGGAGCCGCUUACUCUUGGGCAGCCAAAUAUUUGGAUGUUGUGGGUUCAAGAUCUGCGGUUAUUUCGAUUGGUUGUGCCUUGGGUAGCCUUCUUACACCAGUCAUUUCGGGGUUUCUCUUCAAAUAUUCCAGUCCUAUGGCCUUAUGGCAUUUAAACUCUUUUAUAGUAAUUAUGCAGAUUGUGCUUCUGGGUUAUUUGCAUCGAAAUUUCAAGGAAGGUCCCAAAAAUGAUGGUCUGAAUAAAACGGACGAUGGUCCAGAAUAUAUACGGGUAGUAACUGAAUUAGCUGAUGAAAUGGACGAAACCCUCAUUACCGGAAGUGGUCGGAAAGGUAGAAAGAUCUCUCUUUAUGCGUUCCAAACCUAGCUGUGGAAUUUGUUUCUGACAUCAUCUAAUUAGUGCACUUUUGAACUUAUUUUUUGAUGAGUUUUAAACAAUAAAUAAUGCAUAAAGUC
Messenger RNA from Tigriopus californicus, 1691 nucleotides. Its product is annotated as sodium-dependent glucose transporter 1-like. The transcript is spliced from 5 exons. The record is from RefSeq and is a predicted model, not a curated record. The coding region runs from base 127 to 1602 and encodes 491 amino acids. Lineage: Eukaryota; Metazoa; Arthropoda; Copepoda; Harpacticoida; Harpacticidae.